This is a messenger RNA of Nelumbo nucifera (sacred lotus), 1125 nucleotides long. RefSeq names its product syntaxin-52-like. Gene Ontology annotation, molecular function: SNAP receptor activity; SNARE binding. The record is from RefSeq and is a predicted model, not a curated record. Gene Ontology annotation, cellular component: SNARE complex; endomembrane system. Gene Ontology annotation, biological process: vesicle fusion; intracellular protein transport. Lineage: Eukaryota; Viridiplantae; Streptophyta; Magnoliopsida; Proteales; Nelumbonaceae.
UCAUACGGACCGCCUUUAGUGCCUUGCUUUCUCUCUGGAGUCUGGAGGCUGGACUCUGGAGAGCCUGGAGGCUGGAGUCCGGACGACGCCAACUUCUAGAGUUCUACUCUAUUUCUAGCCUUUAAUCUUUUCCUUCUUCUCUUCUUCUCGGCAUAGCAAUUUCUGUUUCGCAAAUUGUUGCUUCUUCCAACGAUUUGAAAGGAAAAAGGGAGAGAAGUCGAGCAACGAAGAAGCAGACAACGUUUGCAGAGCCAAGUUCAGUUGCAAUGGCAUCUUCUUCAGAUUCAUGGAUGAAGGAAUUUAGUGAAGCAUCAAAGCUUGCUGAUGACAUCAAUGGCAUGAUCUCUGAAAGAGGUUCUUUUCCCCCAUCAGGACCAGAAACACAACGUCACUCAUCAGCCAUUAGAAGGAAGAUUACAAUCCUAGGGACCAGACUAGAUAGCUUGCAGUCUAUCUUAUCAAAGCUACCAAGCAAGCAACCUAUAACAGAGAAGGAGAUGCAUCGACGUCAGGAUAUGCUUGCAAAUUUCAGAUCAAAAGCCAACCAAAUGGCUUCCACAUUGAACAUGUCCAAUUUUGCUAACAGAGACAGCUUGCUAGGACCAGAUACAAAGCCAACAGAUGUCAUGAGCAGAACAACUGGCUUGGACAAUUACGGCCAUGUGGGCCUUCAACGACAAAUUAUGAAAGAACAAGAUGAAGGCCUUGAGAAAUUGGAGGAGACAGUAUUAAGCACUAAACAUAUUGCAUUGGCAGUGAACGAGGAACUCAGCCUACAUACUAGGCUCCUUGAUACAUUGGAUGAACACGUGGACUCAACAGACUCCAGGCUACAGAGAAUGCAAAAGCGACUGGCAAUCCUGAAUAAGCGGACCAAGGGGGGUUGCUCCUGCAUGUGCAUGCUCUUGGCAGUAAUUGGAAUUGUGAUUUUGGCUGUGGUUAUUUGGGCGCUGAUCAAGUACUUGUAAUAUUAAUCUUAAUUAUGGCAAACACCGUGACCAUUUCUCUCAUCUUUGGCCUCUCUUGCUUUUAUCUCUGCUCUGGUUAUAGCAUUUAUGUAACCAAGGCAACCCUCUCUGUAAAUUGCAAGUAACCGAGUAUUAUAGAAUAAAUAUUUUCUAAUUU